Periophthalmus magnuspinnatus is the source of this 1681-nucleotide messenger RNA. RefSeq names its product protein C (inactivator of coagulation factors Va and VIIIa), a (gene proca). The coding region runs from base 140 to 1471 and encodes 443 amino acids. Gene Ontology annotation, molecular function: calcium ion binding; serine-type endopeptidase activity. The record is from RefSeq and is a predicted model, not a curated record. Gene Ontology annotation, biological process: proteolysis; blood coagulation. Gene Ontology annotation, cellular component: extracellular region. The transcript has 9 exons. NCBI's taxonomy places the organism in Eukaryota, Metazoa, Chordata, Actinopteri, Gobiiformes, Gobiidae.
GACAGACUGUGGACUCAGAGUAAACAGUGCAGUCAGUCAUUAACAUCUGCGUGGACACAAACCGCAGCAAUACCAGACAAAUCUGCGCUUCUCUGCAUUUCUGCGUCUCAUACCUGUUUUGAUUGGCUGCUGUGGCGUGAUGUCCCGCCCCCUGCUGUAUGUUUUACUGUGCUGCUCUAUGUGGACCAUGUCUGUGCGCAGUUUGUCAGUGUUCUCUGACGCCCGCUCCGCCCACUCACUGCUGCGCACCCGCAGAGCCAACUCUUUCUUGGAGGAGCUGAAGCCGAGUAACCUGGAGCGCGAAUGUGUGGAGGAAAAGUGUGACUUCGAAGAGGCCCGUGAGAUCUUCCUCACCAGAGAGGCCACACUGGAGUUCUGGACUGUCUAUACAGAUGGGAAUCAGUGCCGCUCCAACCUGUGCGUCCAUGGCACCUGUGUGGACCUGUUCCAGGCCUACGCCUGCAGAUGUGACCAGGGCUUUGAGGGACGCUUCUGCGACCAGCCCCAGACCCACAGAAACUGCUCUGUGGACAACGGCGGCUGUGACCACAACUGUGAGGAGAGUGAAGAGGGGCCCAGCCGGAGCUGCAGCUGUGUGGACGGGUACAGACUGCACGACGACCAAAAGAAGUGUGUGCCUAUAAACCACUCGUCCUGUGGUCAGCUGCUCAUCAGCCGUUCAUCAUACUCUGAGCCUGUCACUGGUCUGCAGCCCUGGGUGGUGGGGGGCGAGGUGGGCAAGAAGGGGGAGAGCCCCUGGCAGGUGAUGGUGCUAAACGCCCGGGGCCGGCUGCACUGUGGAGGGGUCCUGAUCGAUCAGAACUGGGUCCUGACCGCGGCACACUGUCUGCGGAAAAUCCAUCGCUUCAGGGUCAGACUGGGGGACUAUGACCGGCUGCGUGAUGAGGACAGCGAGGUGGUCUUGCGUGUGGUCAAAACCUUCAAACACCCUCAGUACAACAGCCACACCAUGGACAACGAUAUCGCCAUGCUGCGCCUCGAGGGCCCUGCCCCCCUCUCCAACUUCAUCAUCCCUGUGUGCCUCCCCCACCCCGACAUGGCCCGCCGCGUGCUCAACCGCAACGGCACCCUCACCGUGGUCACCGGUUGGGGCAAGGAGGAGGUGGACAGCCUCCGCUACAGCUCUACCCUCAACGUCAUCAAGAUCCCUCUGGUGGAGAAGUCUGUGUGCUCCCAGCUCAUGACCAACAACAUCUCAGAGAACGUGCUGUGCGCUGGAGUGGUGGGGAAGCAGUACGACGCCUGCGAGGGGGACAGCGGGGGCCCCAUGGUGACGCUGUACAAGAACACGUGGUUCCUGGUGGGGCUGGUGUCCUGGGGGGAGGAGGGCUGUGGAAGGGAGGACAAGCUGGGCAUCUACACCAAAGUGUCCAACUACAAGCAGUGGAUGGACGAGGUGAGACAAGAGUGGGAGCGAACUCAGCCGUCGAACCACCCACACGCCAUCUGACCAUCAGAGGGUACGGAGAGUCAAGAUGCAAUCAGCACACAAUAUUAUCAAUUUGUCAGUGCAAUUUUAACUGACAGAAUUUCAGUUUUAUGUUGGUUUACUUCUGGGGUUGUACUAUAUUCUAUGCACUGUACAGCUUAUACUUUAGUCAGAAUUAUUGCAUACUCAUAUGAUAAUUCCAAAUGUGUCAAUAAAAACUGAUAAUCUUGU